AUUUUUAUCGGCAAAUAAACCAAAUGAAAAUCAGUACUGUAUAAAUAUAAUAAUUAAGAAAUUUAUAGAACGGAAAUAAACACCUGUAAUAUAAAUGAAUACUUCACGUGAUUCGAUGUAUGACAAAUUGCACUUGUGACGUAGACAAGUUUGUUUCGCAUCCAAAUGUCACGUGACUGAUGACAUUUGUGAAUAAAUCAUAGAGUUUCGGAUCGUCGCAAAGGGUGCUUUUAACUCGCUUACAAAGAGGAAACACGAGAAAUGAAUAAGUUCACGUUUAUAUUCGUCAUUAUCGUAAUUGCUCUGUCGAGAAGCGGAGAAGGUAGAAACAGAAAUGCCCAAGACCGCAAUUCCAUUUACGAUGUGCUAAAGUUAAAUAGAAGAAGUAACAUUGUUAGCGGUUCAUUACGUCGUAUAACUGAUGAUAAUCCAACUACUAAUGCAACUAAAACACCUACUGUUAUACCUGCCAUUAAAUCCGUUGAUGUACCUGUUGAAAUCUUAAAUCAACUUCCACCUGCUGAAAUCGUAAUUCAACCUGCACCUUUCAACGUAAUUAUUCCAGGAGCUAUAUUGUCAAGUGGAAGAAUUUCCUUCAAUAGGGUAAUCCGAUCAAUCCAUAUGUAAAAAGAUUACAAUUGCUCACGUGUCAGGGAAAAUUUGAUUAAAAGUUUACCUGACUAAUAAGUUAAUUUUCGGUGUUUCUGGAUGAUAUUUCUUAAUUGUUUAUACGGAAUUAUGUAAACCCAACAUUGUUAAUUAUUUAUGGA
Molecule: messenger RNA, 770 nt
Organism: Centruroides sculpturatus (bark scorpion)
Lineage: Eukaryota; Metazoa; Arthropoda; Arachnida; Scorpiones; Buthidae
Exons: 2
Coding region: 262-627 (121 amino acids)
Source: RefSeq, a predicted model, not a curated record